AUGGCGUUCCUGCGUGUGGACCCGCGGACGGUGUUCAGCAACAUGCAGCAGCAGGAGCGCACGCGCAUGGACGCGAUGAUGCCCGGAAUCGAGGACUUCCCCGGCAUGUGCGCGCUCGACGCCCUCGCGGCCUCGCAGCACGAGGCGCGCCACAACGUCGAGCUUGGCAUGCAGCUGGGCGCCAGCGCGCCGGGCGUGCUGCCGGGGUUCGGCGCGCCGCAGGUGCCCGCGGACGCCGGGCCGGCGGACGACGCCGCGCGCGUCGCCGGGGUCAAGCGCGAGGCCCCCGCGGCGAAGCACGGCUUCGUCGCCAAGGCGUUGCACGCGGCGGAGGCGAGGGACGUCGCCGUCGCGCCGGCGGCGAAGAGACCGCGGUGCGUGUUGCUUGCGUGCGCGGGCGCGGCGUUCGCGCGUGGCGGAGGAUCCUGCGUGCGUCUGCGCGUGCCGCGGCUGGCGAGGCUGACGCACAGUGUACGAGCGUGUGGUGCAGGCCGGGGGCGGGGGAGCUGGCGUCGAACCCGCUGGUGGGGCUGGCGCCCGACGUGCCGUACGAGCAGGUGA
Pedinophyceae sp. YPF-701 is the source of this 561-nucleotide messenger RNA. The record is from the annotation of a GenBank genome assembly. Lineage: Eukaryota; Viridiplantae; Chlorophyta; Pedinophyceae.